Molecule: messenger RNA, 2398 nt
Organism: Phalaenopsis equestris
Lineage: Eukaryota; Viridiplantae; Streptophyta; Magnoliopsida; Asparagales; Orchidaceae
Product: E3 ubiquitin protein ligase RIN2-like
Exons: 13
Coding region: 388-2124 (578 amino acids)
Biological process (GO): ubiquitin-dependent protein catabolic process; positive regulation of plant-type hypersensitive response; protein ubiquitination
Cellular component (GO): ubiquitin ligase complex; cytosol; plasma membrane
Molecular function (GO): ubiquitin binding; ubiquitin protein ligase activity; zinc ion binding
Source: RefSeq, a predicted model, not a curated record
UAUCCCCGUUUUCUUCUUCACUCCUCGACAAACUCUACCAAUCUCAAUUCUGAAAUUAGUAUAACCGAUCAAGAUCGAGGAGGAGCCAAUCGACCAAUCGUGCUUCUGCAAAGAAGAUCUCGCGGUAAGAUCGACGCCGUCGGCGAGACGGCACCGGUUAUUACACGAACCAGGCCGUACGAAACAAGAAUUCUGGAUUCUCCUUUUCAGGAAAUUUGCCGCUGGAUCGAAUGCUACCUUUCCCCUUCCGAUCAUCUUGUCAAGUUCUUAGCUUUUCAAUUUUGCAUGGAGACACGGAAGGGACUCAGCUGCAGUUUUGGGGCACAUAUUGACUCUUUUGUGUUCGAGAGUCAAAUUUCCAUAGAUUAGAGCUGUUGAUGAUGCUGAAUGAGCGGUGAAAGCUGUGAAUUUGUCGGCAUGAGUUUGCGUUACAUCGCGGUGUCGGCAGUAUGCUCUGCGCUGAGCUUCGCCGGGCUUCAGUGGUGGAUGCUCUCAUUGCUCUCGAAGAAUGGUCUUGGCCUGGGGGAUGCAGGACGUGUUGUGGAGGUGCUCGUUGGAUCAAACGUCACGAUUGCUUUACUGAUCAAUCUAGCACUUAAUGCAUAUAUCCUUCUAGUUCUGUGUCUAAAGAUGUUGUUCUUUAAACAAUUGUAUGCAUCAGAGUCUCGGAAACUGAUGGAACAGCUAAUUAACUAUGUUAUAUAUAAGGGAACUUUUCUUCCUUUGGUUGUACCACCUAAUUUUUCGCAAACUGUUUUAUGGUCAACUUGGCUGGUUGUUCUUUGUUCCCUCAAGAUGCUUCAAUCCCUUGCUAAAGAUCGGCUUGAGCGGCUAAAUGCAUCACCUACCACCACACCCAUCAAAUAUUUCCGUGUAUUUUCUGCUUUAUUACUUGUGCUUGCUGCUGAUAUGUUUUGGCUAAAGCUGUGCAUGGUGGUAUAUACUUCUUUCAGAUCCAGUUUAUUUUUGCUUCUGUUUUUUGAGCCUUUCAGUAUAGCUUUUGAGACAUUGCUGGCUAUCAUGAUACAUGGAUUUCACCUGAUUGAGAUAUGGCAUCGUCAUUCAGUUGAAGACGGCAGCGACUGCUUGGAGUCACAUGACUUUUAUAAAUCUGCAGCAGGAUCUUUGACAGAGUUGAAAGGACAACUUAUACGAAAUUGUGGUUUUCUUUUAGACGUGAUGGCUUUAUUGAUGGGAGUAGGUCAUUACGUGAUAAUAUGGUGGCUUCAUGGCAUGGCAUUUCACCUUGUGGAUGCUAUUCUUUUCUUGAACCUGCGUGCUAUUUUAAGUGCAUUGGUUAAGCGGGUGAAAGGAUUUAUCAAGUUGAAGAAGGCAUUAAAUUCCCUAGACGGAUCCCUUCCUGACGCUACAACUGAAGAGCUCUCUGAAUUUAAUGAUGAGUGUGCAAUUUGUAGAGGACCAAUGGCCAGGGCUAAAAAGCUACCCUGCAAUCAUCUCUUUCAUCUUGCGUGCUUAAGAUCCUGGCUGGAUCAAGGCUUGACUGAGGUGUAUUCCUGUCCUACUUGCCGGAGACCUUUGUUUACUUUGACUCAGGAUCGAACAAAUUCCAUUGAUCAGCAAAUCCCAAUUGAUGGGCAAAUUACUGAACAUACUAAUUUGAGGGAUGACCAUAGAAGAAUAUUAGCUCAUGCAUCACCUGCUUCUCCAUUUCCCAACCAGCAACAGAAUUUUUCUGAUACAAUGUGGAGCAGAGUAGGGUUUGAUUCUAGCUGGGUAUCUCCUUGGACGAAUUCCAGAAUAGAUGGUGCCAGCACAUCCAGUGCAAUCAGAUCUGUUGGGCUAAGUGGAGUCCAAAUGAUGAUGAGGCAGUUAGCUUCCGUUAGUGAAAAUUAUGCUCAUAGUUCUUCUAUGGACUCUCCAUUUUGGAACUUAUGGCCGAGUCUCCAUGCUUCAGCAUCCUCUCCACCUCAACCUUCUCUGAAUAAUACCAGGAAUCCCGUAGGCAUUAGAUUUAGAAACACAACGCCUCCUUCAGACCUUCUUGCCAUGGUAGAUAGGGUAAGAGAGGUUUUACCCCACAUGCCUGAUGAACUAAUUAUUCAGGAUCUAUCAAGGACCAACAACAUCAAUCUUACCGUGAAUAAUCUUCUCAUGAUGCAAUAGUGAAGGCUCACAAGUUGGUACAUAUGUAUGAACUCUGCUAUUUAUAUUUAGUUGGGAUAGGAUGGGUUUGCCUGUUAAUAGGCUACAGGUUACAUCUAAUUUUUUUUUUUUACUUGAGCUUUUGUCCGCCAUAUAUUUCCUUCAAGAGAUGAAUAUUCUAGAGUCGGCCCAUGUAUAGUAUAGUAGUAUGAGUCUUCGCCAAUGAUUUGAUACACUGAAAAAAUGUGCAGAAACAUUCUUGCCUUCAAUGAAAUACUUGCGUAAUUUGGUUGCA